Messenger RNA from Spodoptera littoralis (African cotton leafworm), 2006 nucleotides. Lineage: Eukaryota; Metazoa; Arthropoda; Insecta; Lepidoptera; Noctuidae. The record is from the annotation of a GenBank genome assembly.
CAAAAGAUCCCUUUUGUGGUUGGUCGUACGCGGCUUCUAUUGAGAAUAUUUUUUGUUAGGUUUGAAGAUGUUGUUGGGUGUUUGUAAGCAAUAUGUGAGGUAGGUAGUAGAAGCCGUUCACCCUGCAGCGCGCUCGUGUCUGUUGGCAGCGCAGGGAACGCUGUGCUGUACGCUGCGCGCUGCGCCGCCGCCGCGCCAACAAGUGACACAAUUUGGGUUGGGGUAAAGCGGCCGGCGCUUUCGGGCGGUGUACACGUUUCGUUAGCUUCUCUAUUUUAAAAACUACUUGCUUGACGAUAUCCGGGAAGGGACCGACCGCAUCACCGCGGCGUCGACUCUACACCACUGUCACUCAUUUUCGAUGCAGUCGACCUGCGUACGCGUCGCUGGUCGCUUCGCGCGCACGCGCGUCCGCCUUUAUGCACUUAACACAUUUUGAUAGUUAAUAAGUUUUAACGUGCAAAGGUAAAUGAACUUAUUAUAAACAAAGUGCCUUUUUUCAAUCAGAGGAUGUAUGAUACGCAGAGGUGAUAUUUGUGGUGCCAGUUGAUAAUUUUUAGUUACCAUGAGCGGGAGGGAAGGCGGAAAUGCAGUUCCCUCUUCAAGUGCAGCGGGCGCGAGCGGCAGCGCCGUCUUAGGGGUGACGCGCCGUGGACGGUGUAAGUGGUUCAACGUCGCGAAGGGCUGGGGGUUCAUUACCCCUGACGACGGCGGGCAAGAUGUUUUUGUGCACCAGAGCGUCAUUCAGAUGCCAGGAUUCCGGUCUCUUGGCGACGACGAGGAGGUUGAGUUCGAGUGCAAAGAGUCCGACAAGGGGCUCGAGGCGACGCGUGUCUCCGGCCCUUCAUCUGUGGACUGCCAAGGAUCACAUCGACGCCCACUCGCCAAGAAACGGUUCAGAAAGAUACGUUGCUAUAACUGCGGCGAGUUUGCUAACCACAUAGCGGCCAAGUGCACCAUCAGCCCACAACCAAAGAGAUGUCACAACUGCAAGAGCGAGGACCAUCUUAUCGCCGACUGUCCAGUUAAGCUGGAAAAAAAGAGGGACGACACCACCAAGAGUAGUUCGAGCGGCUCUCAGGGAGGGCAGCAGGACAGUCCACCGCACUCGUAACUCCAUACACACAUCCCCCGUAUUCCAAGACCCCACGAAACUUUUACAUUAUCUAACGGCAUUUCUUCGUUCUUACUUUAACUAUGUUAUAACGUUUUAUAAAUUUAGACAAAGCUUAUUUCCGUCUAGAUACUCCAUUCCAAAACGAAACGACUUAAUUGAAUUAACAGGUUCUAUUACGAAAAUAUUUUAUAAUUGCCAAACUACAUAUGUGUAACCAAAUGUUAACUAACUUAACGCAUCUACCUCACUAUAGUUACAGUUAAACUAUACAAAUAAGUACAAGACUGAUCGGUACAAAUCCAUAAUUCUAGUACAAACUAUACAAUAUAUACAUUUUGAUAAUUUUAAUGAUAGUAAUAUUACAAGCUAAGUUUUCAAACGUAACGUAAGUACAAAUUUUAUGUGUUCGAGUGACCUUAAUUAUUUUACGUAUAUUGGUGUUUAUCCAAAGUUAAGUGUGUGUUUAUAUUAUUAUUUUGUUGCUAUAUUAUAUUAUGACAAACUUUAUGUUAGUUCUAGCUCAUAAAUAACGUAACGACAAGUUAUAAGAAGUAUUAUAACUGGCUAUGAAGCAAACCAUGAGAGAAACAUAUGCUAACAGAUAAACAGUGGAAACUUGUCAAUAUCAGAGGUGAAAAGAAUUAUGAGAUAUUUGACUGCCUCGUCGCUGAGCUUGAGGUCCUAGGUUCGAUUCCCAGGUCGUGCAAAGUAUUAUUAUGUUUUUCGAAUGAGAAAUUCAAAGCAGAGGCACGAAGUCUGGAUUUUGUCCGGUGUGUGAGAAUAGAUCCAUUGCAGGGAAUAACAUUAUUGGUGGAAAUUUCGAGGUGUCCUAUACAUGCGUCUUGUUGAACCUCUUUGGGGGAAAUAUAGACAUGAAUCUGGAGUACCU